Triticum urartu is the source of this 867-nucleotide messenger RNA. Lineage: Eukaryota; Viridiplantae; Streptophyta; Magnoliopsida; Poales; Poaceae. The record is from RefSeq and is a predicted model, not a curated record.
AUGCCGACGGCUGAGGCCGUCGGCAUAGGCCCCUAUGCCGACGGCUAUACUAUGCCGACGGUCCACUCCGUAUCGCUGCAGACAAUUGAUGUCGGUAGCCACCUCGUACGGAUCAGUAGCAUCGAUAUCGUGACACCUAACCUUAAGCAGUUGGAAUUGAGAAUUGACGGCCACACAGACCUCAGAGUGUCCAUCUCAGCGCCAAUCGUGGAGAAGGUCGUGUGGAAGCGCUAUUUUUCAGAGACAAGUCUUCUGUUUGGUUUUUGGCAUCUCGCGAGCAUGGACUUAGGGCCAGCAGACAGCUUUACAGACGUCCCUUCUGUUCAUGUCCUCUCUUUGGAUAUAUCUGUGCGGGAUCAAUUGUAUGAUUACCUGGACCUUGCACAAGAGGUGGAUUUUUCACAAGAGAUAGAGAACCUUCCAGUUUCCAACUUGUCUGUGUUGGAGCUAUAUAUUGAUACGGGUGGGCAUGUUUUCGGAGCGCUUGUGUGGCGUCUCCUUGGGGUGCGUCAGAUUUGUGCCGCUGCGACACGGCUAAUAAUCGACAUAGCUCCUUGGAACUCGGAGAAACAAACAUGCCCAGAAAAUUGUCCUUGUGACGAGCCAAAGAAUUGGAGAUGCCAAAGUAUCUCGUUGACCCGUCUUGAAGAAGCACAAAUCGACGGCUUCACUGGAGAAGAUCAUGAACAUGAUUUCUUAGAACUGAUAUUCAGAUCUUCACCAAUGCUUAACAGAGUGGAUCUGAAAUUGGUACCUAACUUUCAAGGUUGCACCAAGAAAAUCUACAGCACUUUCUUGGCGUAUCCUCCUGUGAAGGGCUAUGUCUAUUUCAGCUCCGCUGAACUGGUUCCGCCACCAUCUGAUUAG